AUGGCUGGCUGGAAGAGUGGGCCCGUUUUGCUGAUCAUACUGCACCAUUUCUAUCAAAGAUGUGUUCCAAGCGGAAUUUCAACACAUGUUGAAAUAGCACAUAGAGCUCUGGAAUUUUUCAGUAAGCAUGAAGGGAAUGUUAAUUAUAGACAGUUGUUACUGAACCACCAAGAUGCAUUUCAGGCUGGGAGCAUUUAUCCUGAUGCCUUUUAUCCUUCAAUCUGCAAAAAAGGAAUAUUUCGUGAUGUCUCUGAAGACACUCAUUGGUCACCAUUCCUUAAUGCAAGUAUUCACUACAUCAGAAGGAAUUACCCUCAGCCUUGGGAAAAGGCUACAGAGAAGCUAGUGGCUUUCCUGUUUGGAAUUACCUCGCAUAUGGUGGCAGAUGUUAGCUGGCAUAGCCUGGGCAUCGACCAAGGAUUUCUAAAGGCCAUGGGAGAAAUUGAUUUUCAUGGUUCAUACUCAGAAGCUCACAAUGUUGGUGAUUUUGGAGGAGAUGUACUGAGCCAAUUUGAGCUGGACUUCAGUUAUCUGGUGCCAAAUUGGUAUGUACCUGUUGAAGACCUAGCAGCUAUCUAUCAGGAAUUUUAUGGAAGAGAGGUCAUAACAGAAGGCACAAUUAUUGACUGUACUUACCUGCUGUUUCUUGAACUGCAUGGAGAAAGGCUUGCUGUUGCCAAGCUUUUUCCAACAUAUGCUAGUAAAUCUCCAUUUCUGGUGGAGAAGUUCCAUGAUUAUUUCCUUGGAGGAGUAGAUGACAUGGCGUUUUGGACAAACAACAUUUUUGAGCAGACGAGCCAUAUGCUAGAAAAUGGAACAAGUGGCUGCUUCCUGCCUGAGAACCCUCUGUUUAUAAAAUGUACAAGGGAACACAAGAACAACUACCUAAGUAAACAAUCCAAAAAUGAACACUACAAGAAUACAACUUCUUCACUUACAGUAACAAUUGAAAAGAAUAUAAAGUACACAGAGAGAGGAGUUCGCUUCAAUAUACAGUCCUGGGCAACAAAUUCCCUCCGCUUCAUAAACAAUGCUUUUGCAAAAAAUGUUUUGAGAGUGUUAGCAGCCACACAUCAACAGUCUUCUAAGCACAUCUCCAAGCCAGCAGCAUCAUAUUUUUUGACUUUGCCCUAUGCUAGACUUGGAUGGGCAAUGAUUUCAGCUGACCUGAACAAAGAUGGAUCUGAAGAUCUGAUGGUUGGUGCACCAGGGUACAGCACACUGGGCCAUGUUCAGAUAGGCCGGGUAUAUAUAGUCUAUGGCAAUGAGUCAGGUUUGCCUCCAGAGGACAUGGAUCUAGAUGAGAAAGCAGACCAAGUACUAGAGGGUCAUCAGCCUUCAGGCCGGUUUGGUUCUGCCUUGGCGGUCCUGGACUUUAAUGAUGAUGGAGUGCCAGAUCUGGCAGUUGGAGCACCUUCUGUAGGAUCUCAGUUUCUCACUUACAAAGGUGCUGUAUACGUGUAUCUUGGCACUGAGGGAAGAGGCUUGGCAUCUCAACCAAACAUUACCAUAACUUGUCAGUAUUCCUACUGUAACCUUGGUUGGUCCCUGCUGGCAGCUGAUGUUGAUGGGGAUGGAAAUGCUGAUCUGGUUGUUGGCUCUCCGUAUGCACCUGGUGGUGGGCAGCAGAGAGGAUUUGUGGUUGCAUUCUACUCUUAUUUCAACAGAAGUGGCCAAGGUCUGCUCUCAGUAGAGGACGCCAACUGGAUGGUGAAGGGGGAAAAAAACUAUGCUUGGUUUGGAUUUUCACUUGGCAGCUGUCUGUUGGAGAACAUAACAUUGCUGCUGAUCGGUAGCCCUACAUGGAAGAGUUGUGUUGGCUGCAACCCCUUCUCAUCAGAUGUCAGACAGAGUGUUGGGAAGGUUUAUGGCUAUAAUCCACCAAGCGCAGAACCCUGGUUUGCAGUAACUGGAGACAAGGAAAUGGGCAGAAUGGGUAUGUCUCUUGCCAGUGGUGUAGUAUCUGUAGCUGGAAUCACAAGAACUAUUUUGGUGGUGGGCGCACCUACCACAGACAGUGUUUCUAGGAUUUCAUUUAUAUCCUCAGUGCUGCACCAAGCUGGAUUUGCUCUGAUGUAUGAUCUGACAGAUAGUGCCAAGCCUUCUUUGCUCAGCACUUUCAGUGGGGACAGAAGGUUUUCUCGCUUUGGAGGAGAUGUAUACUUAAGUGACCUGGACAAUGAUGGACUAGAUGAAAUGAUUGUGACAUCCCCACUACGAACCAACGAUAUCACUACAGUACUGUUUGGCGGGGCAGCCGGCCGUGUUUACAUUUACAGUGGAAACCAAACGACUUCAGGGAAUGUGACAGGUCAUUGCAAAUCAUGGAUAUCUCCCUGUCCUGAGGACUGGGCACAAUAUGUCCUGAUUUCUCCUGAGGAACAAUCAAGAUUUGGGAGUUCUGUUAUCACUGUGAAAUCUGAAAGAAAGAAAGAAGUUGUAGUGGCAGCAGAGAGAAGUUCAGUGAAAGCUCGACUUGGUGGAAGGGUUUUUGUCUACUCCCUCUAAGUUUUUGUGGUAGUCUAAGACAGGCCAGUGCUGUUUUUUUAUUGAA
Molecule: messenger RNA, 2554 nt
Organism: Rhea pennata
Lineage: Eukaryota; Metazoa; Chordata; Aves; Rheiformes; Rheidae
Gene: GPLD1
Product: glycosylphosphatidylinositol specific phospholipase D1
Exons: 25
Coding region: 1-2508 (835 amino acids)
Cellular component (GO): extracellular region; extracellular matrix
Molecular function (GO): GPI anchor phospholipase D activity
Source: RefSeq, a predicted model, not a curated record